AUGGAUCUCCUCAUUAGGCCGGCAUUCAUCGUACUUUGUCUCUACUCAAAAAUACUAUCUACUCUUACCUUCUCUUCCCUGCUCUCCCCUCCUCGUCCCGUCGUCUCUGGUUGCCUCUUGCACUCACGGCUCUCCUCGUUGCCUCUUGCGGUCACGGCUCUCCUCGUCAGCACAGCAAUCGUCCUGCUCCUAUCAUCGACUCCCUCGCAGCACGGCAUCCCCACCUUGGACCUCCCACGCGUUCAAGCCAGCACGGCCGUUCAGACCAGCGCGCCCGUUCAAACCGACGCUCCAGAGCCGUCCGAUCUUCACCGAGCAGCAUCCGAUGCAGGCGCCUUGACAGAGCUCCAAUCAAGGAGAUCUCCCCACCCGGACAGCAUCAAACCGACCUAUCCCAACCAGGACGAACCAGAGGACUCGGAGACAGACCCAUGGCUCGAGAGCCUGUGUCUGGGGAAGCAGAAUAAGGGCUGCGAUCCUGAUCCGAACGCCGGGAACCGCUUACGCUCUGGCUCGGAGGGUAAGGGGCGAGUUGGGGGGGUGGGGGGGGUUCAAUGGGUGGAGCCAGUGGGAGAUGAGCCUCAGUCGGAGAUAGAGGCCAUUUGGGCCGCUCAUGCCGCCAAACACAUGACGUUCGGGAAGGUGCAACAGCCCAGACGCCCGGCCGAGGCUCGGGAAGAGGUUCGGGAAGAGGCUCUUGAAGAGGCUGGGGACAAGGUUCGGCAUCAUGACUGGAGUGAGGGAAGGGGGGAAAGUAUGGAGAUAGGGGGGAUGGAGGGGAUACCAGAGGGCACGUCCUUGCAGCAGGAGAAAGAGGAGGAGCAGGAGCAAGCGGAGCAGGGGCAGAAGAGGAAGGAGGAGGAGCAGGAAGAGAAGGGGGAUGAGACGCAGGAGGGAGAGGAGGGGGGGGACACAGAAAGAGAACAAAAGGAGCCGUGGCGCAUCUCUUCCUUCUCCACUCACAUCGGACUGUCCAGAGACAUACGCCUCUCCUCCUCCACCGUCCAUCGGAGAAAAACUCCCCCCCCCGCCUCUGCCAAGAAGAUCCCCGCCUCCCCCCCGUUCCCCGCCCCCUCGCCCUCCCUCCCCCCCGCGCCCUCCCCCCCCUCGUUCCCCUCCCCCUCGUCCCCCACCCCCCAGCCCGAAGCCACCUCCGCGCCCUCCGCCGAGCCCUCCCCCCAGUCCCCCUCCACCCCCCGGGCCAAGUUGAUAGUGCGCACCAAGACGUGGCAAACGUGGUGGGCGGCAGCAGAGGGGGUCAACUGGGAGGGGCACGUUGCAUGCCGGAUAAUAGUGCGCACCAAGACAUGGGGCACGUGGUGGGCGGCAGCAGACGGGGUGAACUGGGAGGGGCGCGUAGGCCGGGUCUAUUCCACGCCCAGUGCUUCACAGGCGCUCACCAUCAUUCGAGUCUCCGACACUGAGAUGGGGUCAGCACCACGCCCAGUGCUUCACAGGCGCUCGCUCACCAUCAUUCGGGUCUCCGACAAUGAGUUCCAGUUCCUGACUCCCAGCAACACCUUUUUAACCAAGGCCCCCUCCAUGUUCCUGGAAACAACCACCAACUCCUCGGACCCGCUCACAGUGUUCACCAUCGAGUAUAUCCCCGACACUGUCUACGUGUUCCAGUUCCUGACUCCCAGUAACACGUUCCUAACCAAGGCCCCCUCCAUGUUCCUGGAAACAACCACCAACUCCUCGGACCCGCUCACAGUGUUCACCAUUGAAUACAUCCCCGACACGGUCUACAUCGUCUUCAAGUCCUCCGAUGGAUGGUACAUCUCACAGAAUGGCGAAAGUGGCCCGCAGUUCUGGUGGCAGGGGGAGCCGGGCGACUGGGAGCGGCUUGACGUGAGGGAGAUCAUGUGGGUGCCGGCGAUUCGCGGGGCGAAUCUGGGGUCGUGGCUCAUGACUGAGCCGUGGAUGAACAGAGAGGUGUUCAAGUUUGCUGGCUAUGGUGAUGGCACCCGGAUGUAUUGCAACGGUUCACUGAACAAGGACGCCUAUCUCCACCUCACCACCGUUCGGAACGCCUCAUCCAACACUCGCAGAAUAGCCGUGCAGUGGCUGCAGUACUGGGCUGUGAGGAAAAACUCACCCAACGUCUGGGUCCAAUCCACAGAGCCCGAGGUCAUAGCGAGCAACUUUGAGCUCUUCAUCUUCGGAAUACCUCUCAACGAAUCAACGGAGCAGAGGGGAAGCAGUGUGCGCGUGGUGUUGCGUGCUCCCAACGGCCUCUUUGUCCAAGCCAACCCCGACGGUUCCCUUACUGCUGAUCUUAUCGAUUCCCUCGAUAAUGACGCCAUCUGGAGCAGCGCUGCUGCCUUCGACCUCACUGUGGUGAGUGUGACUUCAUUCCCUUCCUCCUCUCUCCCUUCUCACCUCCUUCCGUCCCUAUGGCGGGUGGAGGCGGAUUGGCAGGCGGCAUACACAGUCGGCGCGGCCGCCCCAUCAAUCUACGAGAACAUUCGCCGAAACUUCAUCACGGAAGCAGAUUGGCAGAAGAUGCAAGAGCUGGGGAUCAACACAGUGCGCAUCCCCCUGGGCUAUUGGAUAGCCCUCGACGCCUCCCCUGAGUUCCCCUUUGUGCCUGGAGCGGCAACGUAUUUAGACUGGGCGUUUGAGAUGGGGAGGAAGUAUGGGGUGAGGAUUUGGUUCAGUGUGCAUGUGGCGCCUGGGUCACAGGCAGGCAAGGGGAAUGCGCGGGAUGGGCUGAUCCGCUGGCGAGGGGCGAAUAUCAACCGCACGCUCGACUUCGUCACCUGGCUCGCUGACAGGUACGCCACCGACCCUAUGUGGCUGGGCAUGGGGCUGCUGAACGAGCCGGUGGUGCCGGGGGCCAACGGGUACGCGGGGGUGGAUCUAGAGGACAUGCGGGGGUACUACUCGGCGGCUUUCAACGCCAUCCGCGCGCGCUGCCUGUGCUGCUUCGUGGCCAUGGAGGGCCGCGUGGGCAGCAACUUUGGCGACGUGAUGUGGCACAUGAGCGACGCGUGGCACAACAACAUGAUCCUGGAGCAGCACAUCUACGAGGUCUUCGGCAACUUCUUCAGCUCCCAGGGCGUCAACUUUGAACUUGAUUACGCUUACACCACCCGGGUCAACAACAUCGUCAGCUUCCAAGAGAAAGUGGGGCGGCAGCUGUUGGUGGGGGAGUUCUGCAAUGCAAUGGGCAACCCUGCAACACCGGAGCAGCAGGCCAACUUCUCCCUCGGCCAGAUGAAGGCAUUCAGCCACGCUAAGGCUGGUUGGUUCUUCUGGUCCUGGAAACUUAACACCACCGAUUUUCGUUAUUAA
Messenger RNA from Closterium sp. NIES-65, 3297 nucleotides. The record is from the annotation of a GenBank genome assembly. NCBI's taxonomy places the organism in Eukaryota, Viridiplantae, Streptophyta, Zygnematophyceae, Desmidiales, Closteriaceae.